AUGGCGGCGGACAAUACCGUGGCAGCUACACCAGAGGAGACCCUCGAGUCGCUGCUCCGCGAAGCCGAAGCUUUGAAACAAAAGCUGGAGGAAGAAAGGCAAAAGCUUAAUGAUGUCACCUUAUCAUGUGUUGCCGAGCGGUUGGAGCCAAUCCAUUUUCCUAACUUGAAGCUAAGACGUGUUCUGAAAGGUCACCAAUCAAAAGUGCUAUGCUCUGAUUGGUCACCUGAUAAGCGGCACAUUGUUUCAUCUUCACAGGAUGGUAAGAUUAUAAUCUGGGAUGCAUUCACUGCCACUAAGGAGCUCACCAUAUCUAUGCCCAGCACAUGGGUGAUGGCUUGUGCAUAUGCUCCCUCUGGAAACAUGGUAGCUGCAGGAGGGCUAGACAACAAGGUGACGGUGUUCCCGUUGGGCGCGGCGGGCGCGGGUGCGGGGGCGGAGGAGGAGCCGGCGGCGCGCAAGCGCACCGUGGCGACGCACACCUCGUACAUGUCGUGCUGCCUCUUCCCCAACACCGACCGGCAGCUGCUGACGGGCGGCGGCGACGGCACCUGCGCCCUCUGGGACGUGGAGUCGGGCCAGCUGCUGCAGAGCUUCCAGGCGCACGGCGCGGACGUGAUGUGCCUGGACCUGGCGGCCUCCGAGAUGGGCGACACGUUCGUGUCGGGCGGCUGCGACCGCGCCGCGCUCGUGUGGGACAUGCGCAGCGGCCACGCGGUGCAGGCCUUCGACGCGCACGAGUCGGACGUGAACAGCGUGCGCUUCCACCCGGCCGGCGACUCGCUCGCCACCGGCUCCGACGACUCGUGCUGCCGCCUCUUCGACCUGCGCGCCGACCGCGAGGUGGCGCGCUACACCAAGGACAGCGUCAUCUUCGGCGUCAACUCGGUGGAGUGGUCGGUGAGCGGGCGGCUGCUGUUCGCCGCCUACAGCGACUACACGGCCUGCGCGUGGGACGCGCUGCGCGCCGCGCGCCUCUGCGUGCUCUGCGGCCACGAGCACCGCGUCACGCGCGUGCAGCUGGCGCCCGACGGCACGGCGCUCGCCACCGCCUCCUGGGACGCCACGCUCAGGAUCUGGGCC
Iphiclides podalirius (scarce swallowtail) is the source of this 1083-nucleotide messenger RNA. The record is from the annotation of a GenBank genome assembly. Lineage: Eukaryota; Metazoa; Arthropoda; Insecta; Lepidoptera; Papilionidae.